GUUGGGGACCUUGAGGAGGGGUUUGGGGACCUGGGGGGAUUAUGGGGAGAUGGAGGGGGGCUUGGGGGGGAUGUCGGUGUGUCCCUGACCCCCCCGUGCCCCCCCCAGAGCGUGGUGUGGGCACGCAAGGCGCUGCGCAGCCUGGGGCUGGCGCUGCUGUGCCUGCUGGUGUCCACCUGCCUGGCGCCCUUCCUCUUCUCCUGCCUCCUGCCGCUCUACGGCGCGCACGCCCUGCCACGGAGCGCGUUUGCUAGGGGGUUUGGGGGCAGAGGGGGGGUGGGGGGCCGCUGCCCCCGCAGGGACCUGACGGUGUCGCGGCCGCUGCGCGUGGAGCUGCCGCGCUCCAUGGCCGACGUGGUGACCAACUGGAACCUGCCCAUGUCCCACUGGCUGCGCACCUAUGUGUUCCAAACGGCGCGGCGCUUGGGGACCUUCGCGGCCGUGUUGGGCACCUACGCAGCCAGCGCCUUGCUGCAUGGUCUCAGUUUCCACCUGGCCGCCGUCCUCCUUUCCCUCGGCCUCAUCACCUACGCGGAGCACGCCCUGCGGCAGCGCCUGGCGGCCAUCUUGGAUGCCUGCGUCCUCUCGAAGCGCUGCCCCUCCGGCUGCGCCCACCGCAAUAAGGAUGCACUGUGGGUGCAGGUGCUGAAUGGGGCGCUGGGGGUCCUCGCCCUCUUCCACCUCUCCUAUUUGGGAGCCCUCUUUGACGUGGAGGCAGAUGACAGCGUUGAGGAGCAGGGCUACGGCAUGGCCCACACCAUCAGGAAGUGGUCGGAGCUGAACUGGGCCAGUCACUGGGUGACACUGGGCUGUUGGGUGCUGGCCCGCCUGCUGCACUGACACUGGGGCAACUGGGAGCAACUGGGAACAACUGGGAGGCCCUUGGAGGACCUGGGAAGGAGCACCGCGAGGGGGUGCUGCCUCUCCUUCCCCUUCCGUGGGCCGCUCUAAGUCUCCUCUAUGGUCUUCCUGCCGCUGGAGGACCUCUCUAUGGUCGUGUGCCUCCCCUUGGAGGACCUCUGUAGGGGGAGGGCCUCUCUGCGGUUUCACUGCCUCCCCGAGAACUCUGUGGUGUUAGAAGUCCCCUCAGAGGACCUCUCGAAGGCAUUCCUCCAUCCUGCCCCCCACCCCCGGAGGACCUCUCUAUGGUCUUGCUGCCUCCUCCUGGAGGACCUCUGUAGAGGGAGAACUGCUCUCCUUUUGGAGGACCUUUCUGUGGUGUUACCUCCCCCAGGAGGACCUCUCUGUGGUUUUUCUCCCCACCUUCCCCUCUGGAGGACCUCUCUAUGGUCCUUGUGCCUCCCACUGGAGAACUUCUCUAUGGUCCUUGUGCCUCCCACUGGAGAACUUCUCUAUGGUUUUCCUCCCUCGCCUUGGAGGACCUCCCUGUGGUCCUUCCCUCCUGCUGGAGGACCUCUCUAUGGUCACUGGAAGUGGGAAGGAGAGAGGAAGUGACGUCACGCGGCCGCUCUGGGCGCCUGGAGGACCAUUAAAGGUUCUGCUUUGGGGUAACGGCUCUGUGUUCCCAA
This is a messenger RNA of Phasianus colchicus (ring-necked pheasant), 1529 nucleotides long. Lineage: Eukaryota; Metazoa; Chordata; Aves; Galliformes; Phasianidae. The record is from RefSeq and is a predicted model, not a curated record.